AUGACUGGACACUUUCAUCCUUACCACUUAGUAGACCAAAGUCCUUGACCACUAACCGCAGCUAUUGGGGCAUUUGGGUUAACAGCCGGGUUAGUCAAGGGAUUUCAUAACAGCAACUUUAAUUUGUGUUUUAUUGGUUUAUUUAUUAUUAUUUUAACUAUAUUUCAAUGAUGACGAGAUGUGAGACGAGAAGGCACACUUCAGGGACUUCACACAAAUGCAGUAGAAUUUGGGCUUCGAUGAGGAAUAAUUCUAUUUAUUUUAUCAGAAGUUUUAUUUUUUUUUUCUUUCUUCUGGGCUUUUUUUCAUAGAAGUUUAUCUCCAACAAUCGAAUUAGGGUCUUGCUGACCCCCAGUCGGUGUUGAUGCAUUUAACCCAUUUCAAGUACCUUUAUUAAACACAGCUGUUUUGUUAGCUUCAGGAGUAACUGUUACCUGAGCACACCACAGAUUGAUCGAAAGUAACUUCAAUGAAACAUCAUAUGCGCUUCUGCUCACAGUUAUAUUAGGAAUCUAUUUUACUAUUCUUCAAGUAUUUGAAUAUUAUCAAGCACCAUUUUCAAUCGCCGACUCUGUUUAUGGCUCUACAUUUUUUGUAGCUACCGGAUUCCACGGGCUUCAUGUAAUCAUCGGAACGACAUUCCUCUUAAUUUGUCUUUUCCGCCACACACUUAAUCACUUUUCAUCUAACCAUCAUUUUGGGUUUGAAGCAGCCGCUUGAUACUGACACUUUGUUGAUGUUGUAUGACUCUUUCUUUUCGUGAGAAUCUAUUGAUGAGGAUCUUGUCUUUUUAGUAUAUAA
Molecule: messenger RNA, 801 nt
Organism: Priapulus caudatus
Lineage: Eukaryota; Metazoa; Priapulida; Priapulimorpha; Priapulimorphida; Priapulidae
Source: the annotation of a RefSeq genome assembly